Messenger RNA from Racocetra persica, 305 nucleotides. The record is from the annotation of a GenBank genome assembly. NCBI's taxonomy places the organism in Eukaryota, Fungi, Glomeromycota, Glomeromycetes, Diversisporales, Gigasporaceae.
CAAAAUUGCGGAGAUUUGCUGAAAGUGUUCAACCAAUUGUUGACAGGAUUUUAUGGUUCAGAUACGCACUUGAUGAUUCACUUCCUUGCGCCACAAAGGCCGAGGUUUAUGAUUUGAUCGAAACAUACAUUUCCCGUAACGAUGAUGAACUCUCAAAACUCAAGUCAUCAAAAAUUAAUGGGGCUGUCAGGUCUAAAACAACAAAAGAAGAUUUUAUAGAAGCGAUAAAAUUGAAGGAGCAAAGAGAAUAUAUUGAAGGAUUUGGUAUGGAAAAUAGUGAAUUGUUGUAUUCCGAACAGAUUAAG